Messenger RNA from Ilex paraguariensis (yerba mate), 1837 nucleotides. The record is from the annotation of a GenBank genome assembly. NCBI's taxonomy places the organism in Eukaryota, Viridiplantae, Streptophyta, Magnoliopsida, Aquifoliales, Aquifoliaceae.
GUGGUACAUACAUGAAAACAACUCCCUGUCGAAAGGUACAGUAGAGCACUGUUCGUGUGUCUUGACCAUUGGACCUUCAAUAAAUACACGGAGGCUUACAUUAGGUUUUGUUCCACCGACGCUGAUUUAUCUAGAGAGAGAGAGAGCCUGUGUGCUUCGACGCCGGUCGGUGGGUAGCUGUGUGAGUCAGUCUGGCCGGGAUCUGACGCCGAUAUCGCCGGAAAACAUGUCUUCCGGCAGGUACAUGGCGUACUCACCCUCGCCCUCCGCUCCUCACUCUCCUCACCUCGGCGGCCUUCUCUCCGCCUCCACCGCCAUCGUUGAGCAAGAAAAGUAUCUCUCUGAGUUAUUGGCAGAGCGUCACAAACUCAGUCCAUUUGUGCCUGUGCUUUCUCAUAUCUAUCGGUUGCUGAAUCAGGAAAUAUUGCGUGUAACCACAUUGUUGGGGAAUGCAUCAGUUUUAGAUCAAAGUGGGCUUGAACAUGCUAGCCCCCUGGCUUCAGGAGGACUAUUUUCAAAUGGAGGAGCUAAUGUGAACAGAUGGGCUGCACAGUUUCAUUCAGAAAUCUCAGGUUUGAGGCAGCCCUCAUCUGCGCAAAACUGGCUUGGUUCUCAAGGUAGCUCCUCUGGUCUUAUAGUGAAAAGAACGAUCAGGGUUGAUAUUCCAGUGGACCAAUUUCCUAAUUUUAAUUUCGUUGGGCGCCUCCUUGGUCCUAGAGGGAAUUCUCUCAAGCGCGUGGAAGCUAGUACCGAGUGCCGUGUUCUGAUCAGAGGACAUGGUAGUAUCAAGGAUCCUGCCAAGGAAGAGAUGAUGAGAGGAAAACCAGGGUAUGAGCACCUGAAUGAACCCCUUCAUGUACUUGUUGAGGCAGAAUUGCCGGUUGAGAUAGUGGAUGCUCGUCUAAUGCAAGCUCGUGAGAUACUCGAGGAUUUGCUCAAGCCCAUGGAUGAAUUUCAGGAUUUUUAUAAGAAACAGCAGCUACGGGAGCUUGCAAUGCUCAAUGGUACAUUCCGUGAGGAAGGUUCACAAAUGUCUGGUUCUGUGUCCCCCUUCCACAAUAACCUUGGUAUGAAGAGGGCCAAGACUAGGGUGUGAUGAUUGAUGAAUCCCCAUGAUUAGUGGGCUUUUGGAGCUUAUUUGGUGGGUCUAUUAUGCCAUUAGACAGCAGUUCUCACGGGACAGGUGUUGCUAUGCCAACCAAUGCCUCCAACUGCUAUCGGAGCACUGGCAUGAUUAUGUGCCAGUUCUAACAUAUUUUAUAUGAUACGAGGUGUGUUUAUUACUACGGGAAGGUUUAGUUGCAGUCCCGUAGGAAAGACAAUUCGAGGCUUGGGGUUUGAUGAAGUUUGUUUCUAUUGCCACAUAGAUUGGCUCUUGUAUUACUGGAUUCAUUGGAAGCUUGUGAGUUGUGAUGGGAGUUUUGCUACAGUGGGGAUUUCUGUGGGGAUGUAAGGUAUGAUAUGUAUAUGUGAGUGAGGCGAAUAGAGGUCUACCCUGUUGCUUUCUUGUCUUGUCAUCUGGUUGGAGUUUUUGUACUUCGAAGUGUAGUAAAGCUACUUUAGACCUGUAAUGAAGGUAUUUGUUUUUCUGCUUGAUCCUUUAAUAACAUUGCCUUUUGAAUGCAAUUGGAAAAUUAUUCUGUUGCGACUUGGACAGGGCAUGGAAUCAGUAGACUCACUCUCACUGUAUUUGCUGAUGUAUGCUUCAUACAUCUCGAACUGGAUUGACGUCUUCAAACCACUGUAAGAAACUUAGUUGUAUUUUGAGGACAGAAUGUUGUUAGAUUCUUCUUACUACUUACUUUCCUCAUGUUUAUGUUCCCAGUAAGAUGCCAAG